AGUAGAAGGUUUACAAGGAUCGGUUGACGUUAUGUGUUCUAGCCAGUGGGUGGCUUGCGCAGUUUCAUUUAGUUUUGUUUAGUUUUAUUAGUUGUACUUGUCCUGCCAGUGGGUGGCCUGUGUGCAGCCAGUGGGUAGCAUACGCAGGUUCUUUCGUUGUUCUUAUUUUUCCCGUUCUCGACCGCUCGGUUUGGGCGGCGCUUGGCUUGAAGCGUGCCGCACCCAAGGUUUGUGUGUUUUCUUGUUGGGACAAACUGAGAUUUAGAGGAGAGUAGUAUUUUCCUGCGUUUGACUUGGUAAUUAGCAGGAAAAUACGCUCUCAUCGGUAUCUUAUGUUAGUUUAGGCGUGUGCGCUGGUAUCUGGGUAAUUAGUAGGGGCAUAUACUUGGGCGUGCUGGUUUUGUCUUUCAUCUCGGUCUUGCUGUUCCAGCGUUCGGGUCAUUUUUGUUUGUUUUUAAUUUUUUAGUGGGUUUGUGUGUUCUUUUUGCUUUUAUUUUGCAGAUGUUUUCAGCUCUACUAUGUGGUCGGAUCUUCAGGCUGCGGAUCCAGUGUUUUUCAAUCCCUUGCAAGUUCUCUUCCGGAUGUUGCGUUGGCUAACAGAGCACUCAGUACUUCCUCCAAGUAUUUUUCCUCUUACAACAGAUGGAGGUCUUGGGCACGAGAACAUGGCUUGACAGUUUUUCCCGCUUCUCCGUUUCACUUUGCUAUAUAUUUGCGUCAUUUAAUGACUGAGGCGAAGACAGCAUCUCCCCUGGAGUUAGCAGUUCACAGCAUUGCCUGGUUUCAACAGCUGAGUGGCGAGCCGUCUCCUUCUGAUCAUCCGUAG
Molecule: messenger RNA, 826 nt
Organism: Porites evermanni
Lineage: Eukaryota; Metazoa; Cnidaria; Anthozoa; Scleractinia; Poritidae
Source: the annotation of a GenBank genome assembly